This is a messenger RNA of Plasmodium gallinaceum, 1707 nucleotides long. Its product is annotated as MSP3-like protein. The coding region runs from base 1 to 1707 and encodes 568 amino acids. Lineage: Eukaryota; Apicomplexa; Aconoidasida; Haemosporida; Plasmodiidae. The transcript has a single exon. The record is from RefSeq and is a predicted model, not a curated record.
AUGAAGAAAAUUUUAAGUAUUUCUUUUUAUUUGUUUUUUUUAAAUUUAUAUAUAUGUGAAAACAAUGAAAAUUUAAUAGAUAAAGGUGAAAACAUUAAAAAUAAAGAUUCACAAAAACCUAAUUUAAGAAAUGGAAAUUUAGAUAAUUAUCUUUUUUUAAAACAGAAUCUUUCUGAUUCAGUAGAAGGAUAUGAAUAUUUGCAAAAUAAUGGAAAUUUUUAUAAUUCCGAGAAAAAUUACGCAAUUCAAGGUCAAACUGAAAAUUUGGGGCUGGAAAGUAAAAGUGAAUUAGAUGCAAAAACUGAAAUUACUCGAAAUCAACAAGGAACUAAUGUACCUGGAGGAGGUGAUUUAAAAAAAGUUGAUUUAAAAGAAAGUCCUCCUACACAAUUAAGUGAUGGAUUACAAAAAGCACUGGAAGGUGAUCAGGAAAGUGGCAAACAAAUAAGUUCUCCAUCAGAAUUACAGGUAAAGACAGAUCCUUCACCAAUAUCACCCAAUAAAGAUCAUACGGAAAAUGGAGAAUUAACAGUUAAAGCAGAAGGAGAUUCAUCAGUACAGUCUGAUACAGUAGGUAGCGUCCAACCUAGUUCAGUUGAAAAUAGCGGCGCAGGUUCUGGUAGUACUGUCGGUGGUAAUCAUGGCAGUGGAAUUCAAGCUGAUAGUCAUACAACUAAUGGAAUUUUAAGAGAAAACGCGGUUGAUACUCAACAGCAAAAUCGUGCAUUAGAAGAACAACAAUUAAAAGAAAAAUUAUUGAAAGAUGAAGAAAAGGAGCAACUACAAACUGGUUUAGAACAACAAAGCCCUAGUCAAGCACAGAGUGUAACAACAGGACAAGAUAAGGCUAAUCCACAAGGUACAGAGAACGUGAGCUUAGUGACUGCAUCAUCUGAUAUAUCAGAUCCAAAAGCUCCUUUAGACAAAGGAAGUGAACCAAAGGCAGAAGAAACACAAAAGGGAUCAACAACUGGUAAGUUAGAAUUAAUAGAAUCACCUCAACAUGAUGAAGAUGAUGAUAAUGAAGAAGAAGAAGAAGAAGUAGAAGAAGUUGUAAAACCACCUGCAGAAAAAAAAGUAAAUGUAUUAGAAUCAAUAGAAGUAGCUGAUGGUGAACUUGGAGAUUUAAGUGAAGAUGAAGAAGAAGAGGAAGAAGAACAUGAAGUAGAAGAAGAAGAAGAAGAAGAAGAAGAAGAUGAAGAGAGUGAAGAACCGAGAGAUGAAGGAGAAGAGGAAUUAGAUGAAGAAUUAGAUUAUGGCGAUAUAGAAGAAGAUGAAGAUGAGGACGAUGAAGAAGGUGAUAUUGAAGAAGAUGAAGAUAGUGUGGGUGAUAAAGAAACAGUAGAUAGGAAAAUGGAAGAUGGAGAUUUACUGGAAGACGAUAGACAACCACCAAAUGACAUCUCGCCAGAACAAGAAAUUCCAGAUACUAUAAGUGAGGAACGAAGAAAACAAGAAGAGUCAAGUAGAACAGAACAAGGUCAGUCACACGAAAAUCCUGAACAAAAACAAAAGGAAAUUAUUCCUCCAUCAAAUGAUAGUAGUGCUCAUAAAUCAUUAAUUAAAAACUUUCAAGAAGAUAAUAAGGUUAAAAAAGAAGCAGAAACUAAAGUAAAAAAUAUGAUAAAUUUAAUUGGUGAUAGUGGGGUUGUUGAUACAUUGAAAGAUUUGGCCAAAGAUAUGGCUCAAAUUUUUCUUAAUCUUUAA